Messenger RNA from Arabidopsis arenosa, 1742 nucleotides. NCBI's taxonomy places the organism in Eukaryota, Viridiplantae, Streptophyta, Magnoliopsida, Brassicales, Brassicaceae. The record is from the annotation of a GenBank genome assembly.
GCUAGUUCAAAACGAACACAAAUCUAUGAAAUUGCACCAAGUUUAUACAGCACAUAUGAAGAUAAAGAUCCCGGAAAAAUGACGAAAGUGUGUCCUGAAAUAGAAGAAGGGACAUUAUCUUUAUCAGUUGUUGUUCCAGUAUCAGUAGAUGUGAGCUUUGCUUCUAAUCAUUUUCCAACAUACAAAUUAGGACCUGAUAAUCAGAUAGUAGAGGAACCUAAGGAAGAUGAAAAAGGUCCAUCAGUGAAAGAGACUGUCGAGAAAGAGAGCGAGCUGUUGUCUGAUCAGCACAAGCGGCUUUCGGUCCGUGACCUCGCUAGUAAAUUUGACAAGAAUCUGGCUGCAGCUGUUAGUUUGGCUGAUGAGGCUAAAUUGAGAGAGGUGGCUUCUUUGGAGGGACAUGUUAUGUUGAAGAAGCUAAGGGAUGCUUUAGAAUACAUGAGAGGACGCACGGAUGGGCAAAACAAGGAAGAUGUGGAGACAGCUAUCUCCAUGGUUGAAGCUCUAGCUGUGAAGUUAACUCAGAAUGAAGGUGAGUUGAUUCAAGAGAAGUUUGAAGUGAAGAAACUAGGAAACUUCCUCAAGCAGACUUCAGAAGAUGCAAAGAAACUGGUAAAUCAGGAAAAGUCAUUCGCUUGUGCUGAGAUCGAAACUGCAAGGGCCGUUGUGCUGAAACUUGGAGAGGCGUUUGAAGAACAAGAACGGAUUUCUGAAGCUUCUAGAGCUCAGGGGCCGGAUGUGGAAAAAUUGGUAGAGGAGGUUCAAGAGGCUAGGCAAAUCAAAAGGAUGCAUCACCCAACGAAGGUGAUGGGCAUGCAACACGAGCUUCAUGGUUUAAGAAAUCGAAUCCAAGACAAGUAUAUGAAUUCUGUUAAACUUCAUAAAGAGAUAGCAACAAUCAAGAGAGCUGAGGAAUCCAAGUCUUGUCCAUUUGUUCUUGAAGGCAAUCAAAGUCUUGGCUCUUGCUUAAGAAUCCGUGUCAAUGCUGCAGACAAUGCUCCAGAUCUUUCCAACUGUUCGAUUCAGUGGUAUCGUGCAGCAUGUGAAACUAGUAGAAGGGAAGCUAUAUCUGGUGCCAUCCAAUCGAUGUAUGCUCCAGAACCAUUUGAUGUUGGGAGGAUCUUACAGGCAGACAUUCUUUCAAAUGGACAAAAGUUCACAGUUACAACAGAUGAUCCAGUUGAUCCUGAUUCUGGCUUGCAUUCCCGCGUAGAGUCGCUGAUGCGAAAAUCUAACAGUGAAUUCAGUGUGGUUAUAUCGCAGAUGAAUGGACAAGACUAUGCAUCCCGAUCUCACGUCUUUACCGUUGGAAAGACGAGGAUAAAGCUGUCUCGAGGAUGGAUCACAAAGGCGAGAGAAUUAUAUUCGACAUCCAUGCAGCUCUGUGGUGUUAGAGGCAAUAUUAAGGCUCCUACCAAGGCGGUGUUCUGGCAACCAAGAAAGAGUCUAACUUUCAUACUAACCUUUGAGUCAGAACAAGAACGUAACGCAGCCAUAGCCCUGGCUCGAAAAUACGCUUUCGAUUGCAAUGUUACACUGCUUGGUCCAGAUGAUUAAGUGAAGAAGACAAUGUCAUUAACGAACCACCUGAUAUUUUUUUCCCUGACGCCGGAUUUUCUUGUUCUGUGUGUUUGUGUGCGGCUACUUUUUUGUGUUUUUCGCACUGGUUCAAAGAAGGAAGGUGCAAGUUUGGUUUUUCUACUGAUCAUACAAUGUUGCUGCAUAGAGUUUUAUUAUAGGCA